Molecule: messenger RNA, 895 nt
Organism: Plectropomus leopardus (leopard coralgrouper)
Lineage: Eukaryota; Metazoa; Chordata; Actinopteri; Perciformes; Serranidae
Gene: pigx
Product: phosphatidylinositol glycan anchor biosynthesis, class X
Biological process (GO): GPI anchor biosynthetic process
Cellular component (GO): endoplasmic reticulum membrane
Source: RefSeq, a predicted model, not a curated record
UUAAAUGCUUUUUUAUAUUUCACCAUCGCGGUUUUAAUGUAUUUUUUUGUUUUUUGUGUGUGUACGAUUUUAUCGACAUGCCACUGUUUGAUCGAAAAGGAUGAGAAGAAUGAGAAGCACUGUGGUCUCCUAAAGCAGUGGCUUGAAUCCUCUGAAGUUUCAGUGGAGAUCAUGAAAAAAGGUUUUCACAGGGAGGUGAUAACUCGUGUUGAGCUCAGCCCCGAUGUGCUCAGUGAGGUCCGAGUUUUGCUGGUUCACAGGUGGCCCAGAGGUGUCUUUGUUGAUCCAUAUCAACUUGCAUCCUUGAGUGAUCAAAAUGAUUGGCAGAUAUUAGUGGAUUCAGCCAUCGACCUAGAGCUGCCUGCUCACAAGACUGCAGGAUUUGUCACCUAUCUGUAUUCCACCUCUGAUGGACCAACUCCCAAACUGCUAAAAGUAACAAUUCCCAUACACGGGCGCUACCAUGAGCCUACUUUUGUUGGUGAAACAUUUACAUCUGUCAUCAUAGAACCUCCAGAGCUGCUGCUGCAGACUGAAAAAUGUACGCAGCUCAACAACAUAGAGCCUCAUGCUGUCAUGGACGCCCCCUGUACGGCCGACAAUUCAAGCACAUGUCGAUGGGUUAAACUCCAGCCUCAGCAGGAGGGAGGAACGGUGAGUUUACAGCUUCCAGUUGGUGACGGGUCUUUGGUGACGCCUGUGUGCGGUGGAACUCUUCUAGUCACAAUGCUCUGCUGUGUUGCACUGUCCAGAUACAUGUGGAAACAUCGGAUCAUUUGAACAGUGAUGCUGAACAUGCCUUGUGUUAAACAACCAAAGAUCUUAUAACAAUUUUGUUUGUUUUUUUACAUAAAACUUUAAAAGGACAUUUAAAAAAGUAACACCACACAAGACA